Messenger RNA from Achroia grisella, 2002 nucleotides. It is a transcript of the gene Moe, whose product is annotated as moesin/ezrin/radixin homolog 1. Gene Ontology annotation, biological process: positive regulation of early endosome to late endosome transport; positive regulation of protein localization to early endosome; regulation of organelle assembly. Gene Ontology annotation, molecular function: cell adhesion molecule binding; actin binding. The transcript has 11 exons. Lineage: Eukaryota; Metazoa; Arthropoda; Insecta; Lepidoptera; Pyralidae. The record is from RefSeq and is a predicted model, not a curated record. Gene Ontology annotation, cellular component: microvillus; plasma membrane; adherens junction. The coding region runs from base 135 to 1871 and encodes 578 amino acids.
GUUCGUUCCGUUCAGUUCAAAUACUACCGCCGCGUCCGGUAGACGCGGCUAUAGUGCCGCCUAACCCUUACCCCCUUGUAACCCCAUAAUAGUGUGUGUGUCUUUUCCCUGUGCUUGUGUUUAAUAAUAUCACCAUGGUAGCCGGAGGAAAACAGAUGAACGUCCGCGUGACGACUAUGGACGCGGAGCUGGAGUUCGCGAUCCAGCAGACGACCACCGGGAAGCAGCUCUUCGACCAGGUGGUCAAGACCAUCGGCCUGCGAGAGGUCUGGUUCUUCGGCCUCCAGUACACCGACUCAAAGGGUGACCUCACCUGGAUUAAGCUUUAUAAAAAGGUGAUGCAACAAGACGUCAAGAAGGAGAAUCCUCUGCAGUUCAAAUUCCGCGCCAAAUUCUAUCCGGAGGACGUGGCAGACGAACUUAUACAAGAGAUCACACUGAAGCUGUUCUAUCUUCAGGUGAAGAACGCAAUCCUCUCGGAUGAAAUCUACUGUCCGCCAGAGACGUCGGUGCUGCUGGCGUCGUACGCGGUGCAGGCGAGGCAUGGCGACCACAACUCCAACAUCCACGGUCAAGGGUUCCUGGCCAACGACCGCCUGCUGCCGCAGCGAGUCACCGAUCAGCAUAAGAUGUCCCGAGAUGAAUGGGAGCAGAGCAUCACGAACUGGUGGCAGGAGCACCGCGGCAUGCUGCGCGAGGACGCCAUGAUGGAGUACCUGAAGAUCGCACAGGACCUGGAGAUGUACGGUGUGAACUACUUCGAGAUCAGGAAUAAGAAGAACACGGAACUGUGGCUCGGCGUCGACGCCCUCGGUCUCAAUAUCUACGAGAAAGAUGACAAGCUGACACCCAAAAUCGGCUUCCCCUGGUCUGAGAUCCGCAACAUCUCUUUCAACGACCGCAAGUUCAUCAUCAAGCCGAUCGACAAGAAGGCGCCGGACUUCGUGUUCUUCGCGCCGCGUGUUCGUGUCAACAAGCGCAUCCUGGCGCUGUGUAUGGGCAACCACGAGCUCUACAUGCGCCGCCGCAAACCCGACACCAUCGACGUGCAGCAGAUGAAGGCGCAGGCCCGUGAGGAGAAGCUGGCCAAGCAGGCGCAGAGAGAGAAGCUGCAAUUAGAGAUCGCGGCCCGCGAGCGCGCUGAGAAGAAACAGCAAGAGUACGAGGACAGACUGCGGCAGAUGCAGGAGGAGAUGGAGCGCUCACAGGCGAACCUGGUAGAAGCGCAAGACAUGAUCCGAAGAUUGGAGGAGCAGUUAAAAUUGCUGCAAGCUGCCAAGGAAGAGCUGGAGCAACGCCAGAACGAGCUGCAAGCGAUGAUGCAGCGUCUUGAGGAGACCAAGAAUAUGGAAGCAGCGGAGCGCGCUAAACUGGAGGAGGAGAUUCGCACCAAGCAGGAGGAGGUGUCGCGCAUCCAGCAGGAGGUCGAGGUCAAGGACUCGGAGACACGCCGUCUGCAGGAGGAAGUGGAGGAGGCACGCCGCAAGCAGGACGAGGCGGCGGCGGCGCUGGCGGCGGCCACCACGCCGCAGCACCACCACGUGUCGGAGGGCGGCGCCGACGGCGGCGACCACGACGGCGGCUCCGACGGCGGCUCCGAGUCCGGCGGCGGGGAGCUCGCGCGCGCCCCCGACGACCUCGUCGACCCCGUCACCGACCGCCGCACGCUGGCCGAGCGGAACGAGCGCCUCCACAACCAGCUCAAGGCACUAAAACAAGAUCUCGCGCAAUCGCGCGACGAGACGAAAGAAACCGCCAUGGACAAGAUCCACCGAGAAAACGUCCGCCAGGGGCGAGACAAAUACAAGACGCUGCGUGAGAUUCGCAAGGGGAACACCAAGCGGCGCGUCGACCAGUUCGAGAACAUGUAACCGGCAGCGGAACCGCGCGGCCCAGGGACGGCGGCUACCGUCCACCGUCCACCGUCGGCUGACAGCCGCCGUCACACUCCACCACCCUUCGUCCCGAGGCUGCCAGCCCUCCACCCUCGCGAUGUGACGGU